This is a messenger RNA of Pangasianodon hypophthalmus (striped catfish), 6772 nucleotides long. RefSeq names its product unc-51 like autophagy activating kinase 1 (gene ulk1b). NCBI's taxonomy places the organism in Eukaryota, Metazoa, Chordata, Actinopteri, Siluriformes, Pangasiidae. Gene Ontology annotation, molecular function: protein serine/threonine kinase activity; ATP binding. The record is from RefSeq and is a predicted model, not a curated record. Bases 585 to 3584 code for a protein of 999 amino acids. The transcript has 27 exons. Gene Ontology annotation, cellular component: autophagosome; cytoplasm. Gene Ontology annotation, biological process: autophagosome organization; autophagy; peptidyl-serine phosphorylation.
ACAGUGAGGCGCUCAUGUGCGCAUGCGCGUGGCUUGGGAAGGCUUUGUCGCUGCAAACUGAUGAACCUGCUUUGUGCUUGUUCUUUUUUUUAACUCUAGAGAUCCCAGAAGUAAAUCUCGCGUUGAAGGAGAUCGUUUAUGAUGCCGACGUAGAAAAGAUUUCGCACUGGAUCUCUGAUAAUGCUACAAAAACAAAACAAAACGCAACGCGCUGAUGUAAUCUAAGCUCUCAAUGUCGGACAUGUACACAAACAAAACCGACGCUGGGGUUUAAGGUGGUGCUCUCAGGACUCAGGAGCAGUUUGGAGACAACUUGAAGUGCGCAACAAAAACAAUCGCGUCAUGACAGGACUCGGGUGUUAAAGGAAAAACGGAGCGCGUCUCCGAUUAAUCGAUUAAUCGAGCUACCAUGCCAGAGGAAAGGAGGAUUUCUUUGGGAAGGCAGCACAUGGAAUACGACAGUGGGCUUCAACUUUCCAGCUGCCUUGACGACGCGGAGAAGGGGACUGGAAGAGGAGGAAUCGUGUGGAUCGAAAGCGAUCCCGAAUAAUAAUCGAUCGGGGGCGGAUUGUAUUUGCAGGGAGAUGGAGACAGUCGGGAAAUUCGAGUUCAGCAGGAAGGACCUCAUAGGCCACGGGGCAUUCGCGGUGGUGUUCAAAGGCAGGCAUCGAGAGAAACAUGACUGGGAGGUUGCUGUGAAAUGCAUCAAUAAAAAGAAUCUAGCAAAAUCACAAACUCUACUGGGAAAAGAGAUCAAAAUAUUAAAGGAGCUGAAACAUGAAAACAUUGUCGCAUUACAUGAUUUUCAGGAAACGGCGAGCUCUGUGUAUUUGGUGAUGGAGUACUGUAAUGGAGGAGACCUAGCUGACUACUUGCACUCCAAGGGCACGCUGAGCGAGGACACCAUCCGUGUGUUCCUGCAGCAGAUAGCAGGUGCUAUGAGAGUGCUGCAGGCCAAAGGCAUCAUCCACAGAGAUCUGAAACCACAGAACAUCCUACUGUCCCACCCAGCCGGCCGCAAGUCCCACACCAACAACACCUGCAUCAAAAUAGCUGACUUUGGCUUUGCACGGCACCUCCAGAACAACAUGAUGGCCGCCACCCUCUGCGGCUCCCCCAUGUACAUGGCUCCAGAGGUCAUCAUGUCACAGAACUAUGAUGCCAAGGCUGACCUGUGGAGUAUAGGAACCAUUGUGUUUCAGUGCCUGACUGGGAAAGCCCCAUUUCAAGCCAGCAGUCCUCAGGACCUCCGCUUGUUUUAUGAGAAGAAUAAGAAUCUUAGCCCAAACAUUCCCAGAGAGACGUCCAGCCACCUGAGGCACUUGCUUCUGGGCCUACUGCAGAGGAACCAUAAGGACCGCAUGGACUUUGAUGAGUUCUUCAAGCACCCGUUCCUUGAAGCAAGCUCCACCAUGAAGAAGUCUGCACCGGUGACCCUGACCUGCUUUCCCAGCUCAGGUUCAGCCAGCUCAUGUAGCAGCUCCUCCACCUCACACCUCGCUUCUCCUCCUCAGUCCCUUGGUGAGAUCCAGCAGAAUCGAGCCAAAGCGUUGGCCUCCCCUACCCAGGAUUCUCCAGGCUUCUUGCUGAAGGAUUCGGCUGGUGGUGGAGGAAGCAGUAAGAACUCUUCCUGCGACACAGACGACUUUGUCAUGGUUCCGGCUCAUUUCCCCAGUGAGCUCACAUGUGAAAUGCCCUCAGGGAAGGUGCUUCAGGAUAGUCUUAUGUAUAGUGGGAGUUCUCUUCUCGCGUCUGGAAGUCAGGGCAACCAGGCCAAGUCUCUUCCACGCUCGCCCUCUUACAGCAGCUCUGCAGCACCGGCAGGCAGGCCUCCUGAUCACUCUUUGAGUAACUGUAGUAACUAUGGACAGUCCGUGCCCAUUCCAGUGCCCACACAGAUUCACAACUAUCAGCGCAUGGAGCAGAACCUGCACUCUCCCAGCCAGGACAGCUCCCCACGGUGCACUCCAGUGCGGCGGUGCAGCAGUGGUAGUCCCCUUGGUUGUGGGAGGACAGGACCGUCUCCCUCUCAUCACUCAGCCAUCACCGCCCACAGGUUGUCUAUAGGAGGCAUCAAACCCCUCCAGCUCUCCCCACAAGCUCUCCAACUACCCGAUGCUAGGUCCAGAUCCAGGCAGCAUGGGCUGGGCUCACGCCUCCACAGCGCCCCCUGCCUGCUGGAGGCCGCUGGCGGCUGCAGGCAGACGAUCAGGAAACAGCACUCGGACCCCGUUGUGGCCCCGCAGGGAGGCACGAUGGCCCUGCGGCCCCUACAUUCCUCUCCCCGACUCAGUGAACUAAUGCAGCGCAGUCCUUUACCCACCAUCCUGGGAUCACCGUCAAGAGCUAUGUCCCCAUUUGAGUUCCCAAAGCCGCCCAGCUCGCCGAACAUGGUGACGUUUCUGACUCAGCAGGGUUUAGUUUUCCCAUCAUCUGCUGGCCGGCCGUGCCAGGGCGAAUCAGGCAUGCCUGGCGCUUUCCAGCCUGAGGACGCCAAGGCUUUUGGAAGGUCGCAGAGCUCUGGCCGUCUGUCGGACAUGCUGCUGAUGGCGGCGUUCGGGGGCCAGCUGGGAGACAGGGGCAGCACGGAGAACCUCAAUGCUGACAAAGCAAUCGAUAUCACAGCGCCUGCAGGUGGUGGGACCAUGGUGGUGGGCUCAGGCAGUCCAGCGCGAGUGGUGUUCACUGUGGGCUCGCCACCCAGCGGAGGAACGCCACCCCACACCUCUCGCUCCAGAAAAUUUUCAGCAUGCUCCUCGAGCUCUAUCAGCCCUGUGGGGUCCCUCACCAGCCGUUACCCUCAGACAGGCAUGUGUUUGGAUGCUUUUGAGGGCUCGUCCAGUCCCCGUUAUGGUCUCACUGACCCCAUCUCAGCCAACUUGGAGGGAGCUGUAAUGUUUGAGGCCCCCGAGCUCCCAGAAGAAACGCUAAUGGAGCAGGAGCACACUGAGAUUCUGCAGCGGCUCCGGUUCACACUGGAUUUUGCUCGCUGUAUGGUGGAGGUGGCAGCGUCGAGAGGUGGAGAGGCCGGGCGAGCUGAACAGCCCUCAACCUGCCUACACCAGCAAGAAAGCGUUGUGGCCGAUCAGAUCAGUUCUCUGAGCCGCGAGUGGAGUUACGCUGAGCAGUUGGUGUUGUAUAUGAAGACUGCAGAGCUCCUGUCCACUGAACUGCACACAGCCAUGGAGGGCAUCAAACAGGGUAAACUGUAUCCCUCCACCACAGUUAAACAAGUGGUCAGGAGACUAAACGAUCUGUACAAGUCGAGCGUGACGUCAUGUCGCUCCCUGAGUGCGCGUCUGGAGCGGUUCUUUUCCCGAAAGCACCGGUUGAUGGACCACAUCAACACCAUCACUGCAGAAAGGCUCAUCUUCAGCCACACUGUGCAGAUGGUGCAGGCUGCAGCUCUGGAUGAGAUGUUCCACCAGGGUGAGGCUUCAGUACAGCGCUACCACAAAGCCUUGCUGUUGAUGGAGGGUCUGUCACUGCUGCUCACUGAGCAGGCCGACAUCCUCAGCGUCAGCAAGUGUAAGCAGUGUAUUGAGCGUCGCCUCACUGCGCUGCAGUCAGGCCUUUGUGUAUAGAGAUUCAACCAAGUUCCUGACAUUCCUUCCCAGCAUUCCUUAAAUAAGCCUUCUUUUCCAUCCCUCUCACUGCUUCUUCUCGUCUAAGAAAAGGAAGACUGAGAGGAUCGAGUUUGUGGUCACGGAUAUAGUGAUGCCUGCAGUGUAUGGAGCGAAAUGAAGAGAGUGCGUUCCUGAAUCACACUGUGGUUGAUGUGAAUCAGAAAUCAAAUAAGCUGCAGGCAAUCACAUCAGACCCACGUUGAUUUCCUGACAUUCUCGUGGAUAUCUUUUUUUUUUAACCUAUAAGCUGCACUGUGUAAACAUCUUUUUGUUUUGCAUAGACAUAACACUAUGUCAGGAUCUGAUUUUCUUUAGUACUGGGAUUGUGCAAUCACAGGUGAUAGAUAUUCAUCAGCAGUUGGAUUUAAUCAUACACUCUCGGAAAUAAAGGUAUUAAACUGUAUCUUUCGAGGUCACUUGGGUGGAACUGGAUCUUUUGUAACUUUAGUAUGCAUCUGCAAGUAGUGUACCUUUAAAGCUUUAAUCUACAAAUGAAUUACGGUUCAUUUAUAUACUUAAAAGUACACUAUAUACACAUUUCCAGGUGAAACUUACAUAAUGAAGAUACAAGGGAUGUAUCCUUGAGGGUACCACACCACCCCACCCCACCCCAGGAAAGACACAGUUUAGUACUAUAAAUAAGAGUGUAAGUUGGAACUCAUAUUUCUGGUUAGGUACACUCCUAGCCGCUUGAAGGCAAAUUUCACAUUAAUAUCCAAAUGUCACUCAUGGAAGAUGAAUUAGUCACCUCCUAAUGGACUAUGUGUCACUUUAUUUUAUUUUACCCUAGUCUAUUUUACAUCAUUUUCCCCCUUGUGCUUCACGUCUGAAGAAUAUCUUUUCACCAGAUGAAUGUGACGAACCAAAAAAAGAGACGAACCAUGGGUUACACCAAGAAGGUACCUUGGAGUUGAAUUUGAAGUUCAUAAGUUGUGUUGCACCAUUUCAUUUUUAAAAAAAAUUAGAUUAAAAUGAUAAUCCUGAUGUAAUAUAACCUGUAAUAAUGUAAUUAACAGGUAUUAAUUAAUAUAAUCGGUGAUAAAACACUUCACUUGGGUAUACAGUUUACUCUUUUAAAAAAAAACAGCAACACUGUUACUCUUUAGUGAUUAGUUACCUUUUUUUUUACUUUUUUUUUUACUAGUGAAAACUAGCAUGAUAAUUUUCCUUUAUGGAGAUUUCAUUAUCUGCAGUCCAUAUAUUUGAAAUUUAAACCACUUGCACUUAACAAGUGCAAGAUGAAAAUGAAUCCCUUACUGAGUUAGAGUUUAAAAUAAUGAAUUCAAGAUUAAAGUUUACAUAAGUUUAAUCAAAUAUUAGGUAAAAACUGAAACCAGGAUUAAAUGAUUUCUUAAAUGCAGUUUGGAAUAUUCUUAAAAGGUAUUUUUAAGUUUGGUGCAACUGGAUUAACAGUGGAUGUAUUCCAGGUUAAAGCUUUCUUGGUGCAACCCAGGCCAUGUUCUGUAGAAAAACUUGGAUAGUAAACUAUAAAACUUGUAGUUUACAUGCAACUCAUCCUUACACAUUACUUUCUCCCUGUUUUCUUUCAUAGUUUUUAUUACCAGUCAGGCCGUGUGUAGCACUUUAGUGAAUGCUGACCAAGAUUGUCCACUUUGUUUCCAAAUUAUACAAAAAUGACAGAGAUCUGAACAUCUCUUGAUCACUUUUAUCACUUUUUUUUCCCUUUUACCUCUUCUGCGUUUUUACAUUGUUUUUGGCAAUCGCGUUUCUCUGCCUUUUAAAUGUGUGUAUGAAUGAGACAAGGACAGGCUACAAAUACAGAGAAAAGAAAAGAAUGACAUUUUUGAGAAGUAGGCAAGUUGUAGUUUGCAUUUGUUUAUUAGUUUUAGCUGUGAUUGAGAAAUCUAGGCUUAGUAUAUAGUGUGCAGCAGGCCCUGCGCUGUAAGGCAAUAUUAUUUCUUGCAGUUUCAGUCACAUUUGUUAAGAUUAUCUGACUUUUUUCUUAGCAAUGGAUCUCUUUUUGUCCCUGUUAACACAGUCCUUCGAAUUCCUAAAGGAUUGUAGCUUGAUUGUGACUUGUAGUGAAUGCGGAGUUUGUAACCCGGACCUGGGAACAGAAGGACACCGUCCUCACGUUUACUGCGCUGCACGAGGGCUCCACCUGUUUCCAUGCGCGUUUUUAAGUGUUUGUGCUGAAUGCUUUUAAAACUUUAUUAAUGUAUGCUGAGUGGUUUGGUUUUGUGUGUCAGAUAUAGGUUAAAUCUAUUUAAAAAUGUGCCUUUAAAAAAAAAGAGCAAAAAUGUAAACACUGAAAAUAGUUUUGUUGUUGUUUUGUUCAUUAUUUUCUAGUAGCUAAAUAGGUUGAUGCGUGUGUUUUUUUCGCCCGUUUUUUGUCGUUUGAUCAUUUUCGAACGUGUGAUGAAGAACAGGGGCUUUUUUGUGAUAUAGUGUGUUAGUGUGUUUGGAUUGCAUUGUGUGUAAAAAGGGUGUAAGAUGGUUAGCAUAUGCCAUACUUUAGUUCUAAAAAAAAUUUUUUUGUAUUAGUCAAGUAUGUUUUCUAAUUGAUGUUUCAUGGUAGAUAACCAGAAGAAGGCCAGUUACAGUAUGAACCUGAACACAACAUUUUGUUCCUGCAUUCCAACAAUUCCACAGAUGCUGGGGUGCUUUUUGGAUAUUUUUCUACUCUCGGGUGAUAUUUUGUUUCUAGUCUUUAAUCAAUAAAUGCACACCCUUUUGAGUGAAUACUAAUUCAUCAAAUGUUAAAUCAAUUUAACAUUGUGUGCUGCGUCUUUAUCUCCUGUGCUGCUGCCGCGACACUAACCCUGAAUUACACCAAUUCUGUGUAUUCUCAAGAAAAUGUUGGAAGGUUUGCUUCUGUACUCCGCAUAUGUACCACAAGGGUGACAGACUUUACCCUGAACUCUUAAAACCACUUGUAAAUACAGAUUGUAAAUUAAGUUAUUGCGCCAAACAUGUAUAUACGACAUGCGAACACAUGAAGACAUGCUUUUUCGUUCCCUUUCACCCCACCAAAGAGAGAAAUGCUAAAUCUCGCCAUUGUCCCUAAACCUCUAUCCACUCUGUAGUAAGUUAAGGAAAUGAACACACUGUUUCCAUGUCAAUAUAAAGGUGUAAUUUUUUUUUGCUUUGAAAGGUACAAAAUAAAUAAAUGAAAAAAAAAACUA